CGCCCUGCCCGAGGACUGGCAGAGAGACGGCAAUAUGGCGAGAAUGCCUGGCAGCGGGGACUGUAACACCAGCGCGGGCGGCAGCGCCAGCGCCGCCGCCGCGGAGAACAAUGGGGAGCGGGGCGAGUGCGAGCGAAGUGCGGGGGGCCGCGGCCGCCGCCACGGCCGCCCGCACUACUGCAGCGCGGGCGAGGAGGAGGAGGAAGAGGAGGAGGAGGAGGACGAGAUCCAGGAGGUGCAGAUAACGGGGGACGAGGAGGAGGAGGACGGAGGAGGCGGAGGAGCAGUCAGCGCCGAGCUGGACCCCGACGUGCUGCAGCGCCCCGAGCGGGCCCGGCUGAGCGAGAACACCCGGCUGGCCACCCGCUACGCGGUGCGCAUCUUCCGGGAGUACCUGAGCGAGAAGGCGCAGAGCCCGGACUUCGAGACCAUGGACAAGGGGGCGCUGUGCCGCGUGCUGCGCUCCUUCUACGCCGAGGCCCGCUCCAAGAGCGGCCAGCUCUACAGCAAGUCCUCGCUCAUCAGCAUCCGCAGCUCCCUCAACCGCUACCUCAACGAGCCCCCGUACUGCCGCACGCUCGACCUCACUAAGGACCCCGAGCUGCGCAGCGCCAACCUGACGCUGGCCGCGGUCAUCCGCAAGCUCGAGGAGCAGGGCGCGGGGCCGGUGGUGCAGAAGCAAGCCAUCACGCGCGCCGACCUGCGCAAGCUCUACACUUCCAGCGUCUUCAGCACCAACACGCCCUUUGGGCUGCUCAACAAGGUCUGGUUCGAGACGUGCAUGUACUUCUGCACGCGCGGCCGAGAGAACCAGCGCGAGCUGGAGGAGGACUCUUUUGGGCUGGCCAUGGACGAGGACGGCCGCAAGUUCGUCUACUUUAAGUCCCUCGGGCCCUACCACAAGUCGCGCUCUUCCUCGUGGAGCAAGAAGCGCGCAGAGAGCAGCGACGAGGAGAACUUGCCCCGCAUGUACGAGACGGGCACCGAAUUCUGCCCCUAUGCCAGCUUCGUCAAGUACCUGUCGAAGCGCAACCCCCUCUGCAAAGCAUUCUUCCAGCGGCCCCGGGACCACUGCAGUGAGGGCGAUGUAACCUGGUACGAGAACAAAGCCAUCGGCAAGAACUUGCUGGGCACCAGGAUGCAGAUGCUCUCUAAGGCGGCCAAGCUCUCCAAGACCUACACCAACCACUGCAUAGGCGCCGUCUCCAUCGCCACGCUCAAUAGCAUAGCUGGCAUUGGCACCAAACUGGGCUCGCCUGCCCCUCAGGGCUGCUACUCCGAAGCUCUGAACGGGGCGGCCCGCCACCACUCCCACCACCCCUCAACCCAUCCCUCCCACCACCACCGCCCCCAGCCAUCCUCGUUGGGCAACACCUAUAUCCUUCCCAAAGACAGCCAGGUCGGGCCCGACGUGAAAUCCGAGGCUGCGCCCAAGCGCGCCCUGUACGAGUCGGUGUUCGGGUCGGGGGAAAUCUGCGGCCCUUCUUCCCCCAAACGACUUUGUAUCCGACCCUCCGAGCCUGUGGAUGCGGUGGUGGUGGUUUCGGUGAAACACGACCCCCUGCCUCUUCUGCCAGAAGCCAAUGGGCACAGAAGCACCAAUUCUCCCACAGUAGUUUCACCUGCUAUUGUUUCCCCCACCCAGGACAGUCGGCCCAAUAUGUCAAGACCUCUGAUCACUAGAUCUCCUGCAUCUCCACUGAACAACCAAGGCAUUCCUACUCCAGCACAACUCACAAAAUCCAAUGCGCCCGUCCACAUUGACGUGGGCGGCCACAUGUACACCAGCAGCCUGGCCACCCUCACCAAAUACCCAGAAUCAAGAAUCGGAAGACUUUUUGAUGGUACAGAACCCAUUGUUUUGGACAGUCUCAAACAGCACUAUUUCAUUGACAGAGAUGGACAGAUGUUCAGAUAUAUCUUGAAUUUUCUACGAACAUCAAAACUCCUCAUUCCCGAUGAUUUCAAGGACUACACUUUGUUAUAUGAAGAAGCAAAAUAUUUUCAGCUUCAGCCUAUGUUGUUGGAGAUGGAAAGAUGGAAGCAGGACAGAGAAACUGGUCGCUUUGCCCGGCCCUGUGAGUGCCUAGUGGUGCGUGUUGCCCCAGACCUUGGAGAAAGGAUCACACUCAGCGGUGACAAAUCCUUGAUAGAAGAAGUAUUUCCAGAGAUUGGGGAUGUGAUGUGUAACUCUGUCAACGCAGGCUGGAAUCACGACUCAACACACGUCAUCAGGUUUCCACUGAACGGCUACUGUCACCUCAAUUCAGUCCAGGUCCUCGAGAGGUUGCAGCAAAGAGGAUUUGAAAUCGUGGGCUCCUGUGGAGGAGGAGUGGAUUCAUCUCAGUUCAGUGAAUACGUCCUGCGGCGGGAACUGAGGCGGACGCCCCGGGUACCCUCUGUCAUCCGGAUAAAGCAAGAGCCUCUGGACUAAAUGGACAUGUUUCUUAUGCAAAAAGGAAAAAAAAAUAAACAAAAAGGGACAUUUAUGUGCAGUUGGGACAGCAAACCAAGUUCUGGACCUAAAAUUGAAUAAAAGACACAUUUAUAUCCAAUAGAGACCACACCUGUAUUCAUAUGGGAACAAUUGGAAUAGUGAUAUUCUCAAGGUGUAAAAAAUAUAAAUAUAUAUAUAUAUAUAUAUGUCAAAAGGUAGGAAAUGCGAAAAAAAGAAAAAAAAAAGUGGUAGCUACAGUUGGUGCUGUGAUGGCCGUGAAGUGUCCUGGCCUCUCAAGGCCUCUGACCAAUAAGCCAUGAGCAGUGAGGACGCAUCUCCUUACAGUUUUCCAUUGCCAACAGCCAUCCAUUGUUAUUUUUUCCUUUGUCUUUCUUUUUACUUUUUUUUAACCACAUUGGAGUUUCUUUGCAUUUGGAGGUUUCCUCUCUCUUUAGGCAGGACCUGACAGGACUUCAGAAAAACUCUCAUGAGCACAUUGCAUUCAAAAGACGCUAGACAUGAAAUUUUAAAUGUAGUUUGUACAAAAGUCACCGUUUUUGUCCACCUCACAGAUGUUAACAUGACUUUGUUUUUAAACUGAUCAGUUUUGCAAAGGGGCCAGAAUUAUUACUUGUUAGAAUUGCUCCAGUUUGAGUCUGCUGCUUUCCUACAAUUUUUCAAAUUUUAUAAUGUAUUAAAUACAAUAAACUCUGUUUAAAAAAUAAGUUCUGUGUGAAACACACUUGUUGGAACGAGGUUGAAUUAAAAUGAAAUUUUUCUUUUUCUUUUU
This is a messenger RNA of Condylura cristata (star-nosed mole), 3227 nucleotides long. It is a transcript of the gene KCTD1, whose product is annotated as potassium channel tetramerization domain containing 1. Lineage: Eukaryota; Metazoa; Chordata; Mammalia; Eulipotyphla; Talpidae. The transcript is spliced from 7 exons. Gene Ontology annotation, molecular function: protein binding. Bases 35 to 2434 code for a protein of 799 amino acids. The record is from RefSeq and is a predicted model, not a curated record. Gene Ontology annotation, biological process: protein homooligomerization.